AUGAGUCCCAGCGCAACAACUGUUACUCCUGGAACAGCCACGCCGGCUUCCAUUGAAAUCGAAAACAAACAGCAAUAUGGACAACUCGAUGCCUCCGCAAUGCUCAAGUCUCUGAUUCCGGAGGACGAGCAGCGUCCUGUUCCCGCCCUCGAUGAUCCCGUUCGGUUUGGCCAGAACUGCACGUCGGCUCAUAUGGUUCAAGUUCCCUGGUCAGUCCAGACUGGCUGGGGCACGCCAGUGAUGAUCCCGUAUGGUAAAAUUGCGCUCGAGCCAACGGCAAGUGUGUUGCACUAUGCUACAGAGUCUUUUGAAGGAAUGAAAGCUUACAGGGGCUACGACAACAAACUUCGCCUUUUUCGACCACAGCUCAACUGCGCGCGCAUGGUCAACUCCAACGCUCGCGUCGGUCUCCCCUCGUUCGAUCCGGAACGACUUCUUGAGAUAAUCGCCGCCUACCUAUCCGUUGAAUGCCGCCGUUGGCUGCCGGACCAAGGCUCCAACAUAUACGUCCGCCCAGCGAUGGUCGGCAGUGGUUCAGCUCUAGGCAUCAACCAGCCCCCCGAGGCCCUUUUUUUCCUCUUUGCAGCCCUCUUCCCACAGUCCUCUAGCUUACCGCAUCCCGGUUUCAAGCUGCUCGCCAGCAGUCCAGAGCAUAUUCGUGCAUGGCCUGGUGGCUUUGGGUCUGCCAAGGUAGGUGCAAGUUAUGGUCCAGCGAUGGUGUCUCAUGCUGCAGCUAAGGCUCAUGGGUGUACCCAAACGCUCUGGCUUUUCGGAGAAGACAGACAAGUAACAGAGGCUGGUGCGAGCAACUUCUUUGUGAUAUGGAAGAAUAGAGAUGGCGGGUUGGAGCUCGUAACCAGCUCGCUGGAUACUCAAGUCGUGUUAGACGGUAUCACUAGACGGAGCGUUUUGGAUAUCGCAAGAGAGCGGUUGACGAAGGAGAGCCCCUCUGUUUCUACGAAAUUGGCCUGCUUGUCAGUUGUUGAGCGGCCUUUCACCAUGAGCGAGGUUGUAGAGGCUCACGUUGAGGGAAGGCUUGUUGAGUCGUUUGUUACUGGUACUGCGGUUUUCGUAACUCCAGUAUCAAUGAUUCGCUAUGGAGAAGUAGACGUCACUUUCCCUAUGACAGUCACUGAGGAUGGCAGAAAAGUGCCUGUCUCCAAGUAUUCAUCUGUCAUCAAGUCCUGGCUUGAGGACAUUAUUUACGGGAGGAUUGACCAUGAAUGGGGAUACGUCAUUGAAGAGCAGUAA
Messenger RNA from Colletotrichum truncatum, 1251 nucleotides. RefSeq names its product branched-chain amino acid cytosolic. The record is from RefSeq and is a predicted model, not a curated record. Gene Ontology annotation, molecular function: branched-chain-amino-acid:2-oxoglutarate transaminase activity. Gene Ontology annotation, cellular component: mitochondrion. NCBI's taxonomy places the organism in Eukaryota, Fungi, Ascomycota, Sordariomycetes, Glomerellales, Glomerellaceae. Gene Ontology annotation, biological process: L-leucine biosynthetic process; L-valine biosynthetic process.